AUGCAGCUCUCUCUAGCUCUGUGUCUCAUCUGCUUGAUGGUGCACGCAGCCUUCCGCGUGGUGGAGGGGCAAGGGUGGCAGGCCUUCAAGAACGACGCCACGGAAAUUAUCCCUGACCUGGGAGAGUACCCUGAGCCCCCGCCAGAGCCUGAGAACAACAAGACCAUGAACCGGGCAGAGAACGGAGGGCGGCCUCCCCACCACCCCUAUGAGACCAAAGACGCGUCGGAGUACAGCUGCCGCGAGGUGCACGUCACCCGCUUUGUGUCCGUCGGGCUGUGCCGCAGCGUCAAGCCGGUGACCGAGCUGGUGUGCUCCGGCCAGUGCGGCCCAGCGCGCCUGCUGCCCAACACCAUCCGCCGCGGCAAGUGGUGGCGUCCGAACGGGCCCGACUUCCGCUGCAUUCCCGACCGCUACCGCGCGCAGCACCUGCAGCUGCUGUGUCCCGGCGGGGCGGCGCCGCGCGAGCGCAAGGUGCGCCUGGUGGCCUCGUGCAAAUGCAAGCGCCUCACCCGCUUCCACAACCAGUCGGAGCUCAAGGACUUCGGGCCCGAGGCCGCGCGGCCGCAGAAGGGUCGCAAACCGCGGCCCCGCGCCCGGGGCGCCAAAGCCAACCAGGCCGAGCUGGAGAACGCCUAUUAG
This is a messenger RNA of Elephantulus edwardii (Cape elephant shrew), 642 nucleotides long. It is a transcript of the gene SOST, whose product is annotated as sclerostin. The coding region runs from base 1 to 642 and encodes 213 amino acids. The record is from RefSeq and is a predicted model, not a curated record. Gene Ontology annotation, biological process: negative regulation of BMP signaling pathway; negative regulation of Wnt signaling pathway; ossification. The transcript has 2 exons. NCBI's taxonomy places the organism in Eukaryota, Metazoa, Chordata, Mammalia, Macroscelidea, Macroscelididae. Gene Ontology annotation, molecular function: BMP binding.